AUGCGCGUGCGCAGCAUAUCCGUCCUGUUCACAUGGCUCUGGGGGUGGGAGGGGGAUGGCAACAGGUGCAUUCUAGCACGGCAACACUGGGUGGAUAAGCCCUACCGGUUGCUGUUCCAGCAGUGCUUCGGUGAGGUGGCCCUGGCAUUUGGGGUCGAGCAGGCCCGGGCUUGGCGGGCCAACCUGCGGUCGAUCUUCAUCCGCACCCACUGGCUCCUCCCAUACCCCUCAUCAACCAGCUUCUGGUCCCAUGGUGGGCAGCGGCGCCUUCAGUGGUGGUCUAGCGUGCACCCCGGCGUGCAGCAGUACGUCCGGAAGAAGAAAAAGAAGCAGCAACCAUCUCCAGAUCCAGCCCCACUGCAUAUUGAGCCCUGGGAGGUCGUUCACCUCCCCCUGAGCGGCUGGGAGCGCUCCUCCUCUGUCAUGCAGGGGAUCGACAUCAGGCUUCCAAGCACGCCGGACUCCAUAGAUGAUUUCCUCACUGAUGUGCCACUGGAGCCUACUGAGGAGCCCACCAUGCGUGAUGAACACAUCCUGCUCCCAGUGAUUGGGCAGAGUGUGAAGCUGAUCUACAGCACGCUACCAGACAUUGCACCAAGCUACCAGCUACGGUCCCACAGACGGGGAGAGCACCAAGGCACUCCACAGCAUGAUCCUGCAUGGUGGAAGUCCCACCUCCAGUCCUAUCUACAGAGGCUCAUCCAGAGCAAGCAUGAUGCCAUCCAGUCACUGAAGUUCGCCCAACGGUCCCGCCAGUGGCAGAGUGGUCCACAGCCAGUACAGAAGAUAGCUAACACCGAGCCGGAUUCCGAUCCUGAGUCACUGAGCCAGCAGUAUAUCCAGGAGGUAAAGCAGCUCCAGGCUCUGAAGAAACAAGAGCGGAAGGUGUGGGAAUAUAACACCCGAUAUAUGCAUCAUUGGCAGCAUAUGAAAUCACUGCAGCAACAGUCUCAGAGCAGUGCCAGCAGUCGAUGGUCUGCACAAGAAUGGAAGAGCUUCCAGGAACAGUUUCAGUGGGCGCGGCAUCGGGCACAGAAGUAUGAGUAUCAGCUGAGAAAGUCCACCCACAAGAUCACUGAGCAG
Molecule: messenger RNA, 1083 nt
Organism: Histoplasma mississippiense
Lineage: Eukaryota; Fungi; Ascomycota; Eurotiomycetes; Onygenales; Ajellomycetaceae
Exons: 1
Source: RefSeq, a predicted model, not a curated record